Messenger RNA from Cephus cinctus (wheat stem sawfly), 11347 nucleotides. RefSeq lists its product as uncharacterized. The coding region runs from base 1662 to 9455 and encodes 2597 amino acids. The record is from RefSeq and is a predicted model, not a curated record. NCBI's taxonomy places the organism in Eukaryota, Metazoa, Arthropoda, Insecta, Hymenoptera, Cephidae. The transcript is spliced from 11 exons.
CAGAGGGCCCCUGACUGGUACGUCGUUCCUGGUCUUGGGAUCUGACUCUUUCUCUCUCUCUCUCUCUCUCUCGUUCACUCACACUCGGUCUCUAUCUGUAUAUUCUCUUUUAAUGUCCUCUGUUCUAUUUGGUUCUUUCUCCUCUUCGCGAGAGAACCGAACGACCAUGAGUCUUCGACUCUUACUUGACUCGGCUCGAGUUACUUCUCUACCUUCUGGCUUCUGCCUCUACCCUUUCUCUUGUCCCUGCCACAGCGCCAUCGCUGCUAUACCCACAACCCGCUGUCGCUCUUUUCCUCCCAACUCCAGCCCUUCCCCUAGCCCGCCUUUUUACCGGUCCAUCCACAUCCGAUCGUGAUCGUGCUGCCGCUCCACGCGAUCCACGCGGCGGCCGAGCGAGGAACACCUUCAGUCGGGACGGGCGAACGCGAUCGUGAGGAUCGAACCGUAAAGAUCGAGCUGGGUUGUCAGUCUCAAUGUGUUAUUUUUGUGCUGUGAGUGUUCUUUCGUCUUGUUUAAAACAUUUUUCGUUUUGUGAUACUCUAAACUUUGUGUGAUAUCAGUCGUUCGGAUAUUCACGGAGGAUUGUUUGUUACGUUUAUUUUUGUUCGAGUGAUAACCUCGCGAUGCAUUAUUUAACGAAAUAGAUGUCACUCCUGGAUUUUUAUAUAUUGACAAAUAUAAUCCAAAGAAUUUAAUAAACGUAUCUCAUGCUCGUACGACUUUAUGGAUUCCAAAUCGUAUAUGUCUUAAUACACAGAGUAGAGGUUCCGAAACGUUUCUUUCCCACGUAUGUACAUACCAUUUAUAGCUCUGACAAAAACUUAUAAUGUCCUACCUUUUUUGCUGGAUUAAAACAGUCUCAACGUACAAGAACUGGCUCGUUCCAGCAAUAGCUAUAGAGACCAGUCAGUUUGAAGAACUUUUAUAAAACUCAAAACAAUCCUCCAAAGGCUCUACACGAACGACUUAAUCAGUGUUUUAAUAACCUAGAUGGCAGCGGUAUCAGUGACAGAAGCAUUCUAACCUGUAAGUUCAAUCCAUACCUACGCGUCGCUGCUUGUCCAACGGCAUCGUAAACCCGAUAAAUCACGUGAUUCGUAGAAAUCAAACGGUACGUGCGUUCUCGUAAAUAACAGUUCCAAGUGUCAGCGAGAAGUCGUUGAGAUAGUGUGAUCCAUAGUUGGUAUCCUGGUGCAAGCAGGAGUCGUGGCAAACCAGAAAACGGUUCUUCGUUUCCCUUAAUGUUCGUUUACGCGAAGUUGCCCAGUGCCAACGCAGUAGUGCAACUGCCAAGAUAAUUUCUGUGAUUUUUACUUCUGCAAGGCCAUCCAGAGAGACGGAGUAGCGUAUCUUUAUUGAUUGCAGUACCUGGAGUUGGUGAUUAAAGUAUUUCAAGUGGAUUAUAAAAAGGGUGAAAAUUUUGGACUAAACGAAGGUGUCAGUGAGGGUUCUGUGAAUAAAAUUGUACCAAGGUUACUCGUAUUGUUAUAAUAAAAAAAAAUAAUUCAAUUUUCCAUCGCGAUAAUUUCGACGUAUUCGUAUAAACUGUCGAGUCCUGUUUUUCAUUAAUUCAGUUGAACGUCCGAAUGUUCGUUGUUACGUGACGCUCGAAGACUCUCGUAAACAAGAUGUGAUUUGAAACGAAGCGUCGGAGAACGAUGAGCGAGGAAAUCAUUCUGAAAGCUUUGUCGGCCGGCGGCAGCGGCGCCGGAAGCGGAAGUAUUCCGUUUGCCGACGAGGAUGGCUCAACAGUCGCCAGUACUCCUGGACGAGGUCAAUCACGGAUCUUCUCGAAGGAGGAAUUGAUAUAUUCUGAUGUGACUCCUCGCGGUGAAGCUACUUCACGAAAUGCGGCCAACUUCACGAGCUUCCGGAAUCCGAUCCUGAAGAGUAACACGGAGAGCAACGUAGCUGGAAAAUAUUGCGCGAGCUCGAACGAGGUCGGCAUCAAUAACAAGGAGGUUUCUGGUACGCGAAUAGCAUUGAAGAAGAGCAGAACAGAUAGCUGCGUACCUGAAGCGGACAAUCCGUUGCAAAGAUACGAGAACGCUUUGCUGAAGUAUCAGAGGAUCAAAGUGCCGCCAAAGAAGCAGAUCAGCCGUGAGAACAGUUAUGGAUACUCGAGCAGUGACGAGAGCGUGAUCAGGAACAAAUCAAAGAGCACCAGCUCGAUAGACACGCAGUCCGUAAAUAACAUCCUAGACGAGUACGAGGAUCUUGACUACAGAAGAUCAUCCGACCUCAGCGACGUGGGCAGCAUAGACGUGACGAACUUCGAGGCAGUAAUGGAUCAGCAGAGACAGAGAGAGAAGUCCAAGAUGAGGAGCCCCAUGGCGCCCGCGGCUAGAAACGCAGGUCCGCCCCUGACGGAGAAACUGCAGCCUCUUUUAAAAGUGAACCAGCAGACCCAGGUGCGACAGCGCUCGCGAGAUCGACUGAAGGACUCCGGGAGGAUCGUCCCGGUGGAGGAGACUUCCGGCGCGAUAGCGGGUUCCGCAGGAAAGACAUCGGCGGAGACGGAGAGCAAUGAAAAUUCUGUUGGCAAGGUGCCUGAUCUGCUGAUGAGGAAGGGCGAGGUGCAGAAGAGAGUGGAUGAGUGGCUAAGUCAGACCCAGAGUCAGAACUUUGUUGGCGUCAAAGACAAGGUCUUGGUCAGGUCUAACAGCAGUGCCGACUACAGGUACAGGAACAGUUCUAACUCGAGAGCGAGAUCGGUCGAGGAGGCUGGCGAGAAACUGAACGGUACUGUGAGCUACGAUGAUCUUAACAGAGAAGGUAACAAGGGCGAGGUCAAGGCGGACAAGGUCAGCAUUGGCGUGAACACUAGCAGAGGCACUUACAAGGAGUACCUGGCAGCUAGGAGUAAAAUGAAGCAGAACGACUACGGGUUCAGCGGGUCGAACGGUACCAGGUCAACCAGGGACAUGAGUCCUGGUACGACGUCGAAAAUUCCUCAGAGAGGAUUCUCGAAUUCGAGUUUUAGAUCGAGGAAGACUGAGCUCAGUACGGACUCUGCGGAUUCAUCCAAGAUCACUUGUAGUUUCGACUCACGUGUCACUCGGGAGAGGAGCAAGGUAACGGAGAACAGGCUUGCCAACCAAACAAAGUCCCGAGCCGAGCCGGAGCCUGGGAAAGCCACGUCGACGAUCAUUCCCAGUAGGCGUCCGUCUUUCAAGCGGACGCAGAGCGUCAAUCAAAGAGCCGGGGUGCUUAUUAAGGAGGAGAGGAGCCCGCGAGCAAGGCCCACCACCGUGUCCAGCGAGAAGGGCCCGUCGAGCGGGGACCGUGCGGCCCAGCUCACGGGCCAGCUCACGGGCCAGCUCGCGGCCCUACCAAAUAUGGACGGAGAAAGUCAGCGCCCACUUCUCCCGUGCGAGGCACCGGUCUCUGAUGCCGAUCGAACCGAUCCGGGGAAGCCAAUGGAGGGAUCGUAUCGCGACGAGCGGAACCUUAAAAAACUAACGACGGAUUCCGUGGAGCCCGAACGAACGGUCAAGGAGCGCGUGGCUGUCCGCUCCUCUUGCAAAGUGCAGCCGAAGAUAGAGAGCUCAUCGAGGCUGGAUAGCAUUUAUGGACCGGUCGAGCCACCCCGAUUACGGACUCUUCUUCAUGGUCAGGUUGAAUCUAGCAAUAAAGAACUAGAAAACCAGUCCCAGCUGGCGCCGAUACCCAGAACCUUUCAAGGUCCGAAUGCUUUCGAAGGUAGGAAACUACCAGCCAUCCCAAGGAAAGAUCAAUCACAGACGGGUAACGAGAAUUAUGUAAAGUGCACGAUCAUCAAUCCCGUGUCGACCUUCAAACCGAACAAUGCCAUGUACGCGACUCUUCAGCAACCCAGUGAACAGAACUCAUUUGCUACGACUAUAGUGAACGAGUCGGUAACUAGGUCCCAUUACGCGACGCCGAAACACAUUGAGAAGAUUUACGAGCGAGCACAGCCGCAGGUGAUCCACGCCGACGACCUGGAAUCGAUUCUAAAACCUGUCGCGCUUCCGUCCGCCUACGGUGACAAACUAUUAGCCAACGAACGUAAAGUCCACGUGGCUAACGACGUGGGAAACUCCCGUGGGCAGAGCGACGACGAAGACAUCUACGAGAAGAUCUCAGACGUUCGUUUCGAACAGUUGGAAACAAUCGUCGAGGAUCAGAAGAGCGACAACGACGACUGCAGGUUCCCGGAAAUUGGUCUUAGCCAGUGUCUGAAGGUCCAGCAAAAGAUGCCCAAUGGGAAAGUUAAGAGUUCCGGUUUUACCGAGAGCACAGGGAAAGAUGCGAUCUACGCGAAACCCUGGGAUCAGACUAUGAUCCUGAACGAUCCACCCAAGACGUUCAGUACCUUCCAGACUCAUCAUCAGGACAGCGCUACCAGGCUGAAUCAUGUUAAUCAAUCUCGAAGAACCUGUCCUGCCGAGACAAACGAGUCUGAAGGACUCUCGGGCAAGGUCAGGGAGCAGAAUUCCGAGCCGUCUGAAGAUAUGCAGGAAAGCUGCGACGGGAACUCACUCUACGAGGUCAGAAGUACCUUGAGGCUAACUAGAGAACAGUUAGGGAACCACUCUCGGGAGGGAAGCAGUCUAUCAAGCUCCACUGUCCCUCUUGAGAACCUCAAGUCUGAUUCGCAACGAGAGAUCGUUAUGGAUAAUCGUCUCUGUUCGCGACCGGUCGACGACAUCUCUGUGGGUGAGUCAAGAUCAGUCUUAGAAAAAAAAUGCACGGACGAUACCGUCCAAUUAGCUAAUCGUAUUAAUCGAAAUAAAUCGGAACGUGAUCUGGAGGAGCGUGACAAUGAACUUUCUAUGAAAGACAAAAUCGAUCUUCAGCCACCGAUAGUGAGUGAAAUACUUGUGAAGACUCUUAAGUUCAAACAAGACUUACCGAUCGAUUUACCAAAAAUAUCCGAACCUGUUUUACCGACCAAGCAGUUCAACUUCCACAAUGUCCUGAGCGACGACUACGACAAGAUUCUCGCUCAAGACGCAAUGAGACUCAAGGAGAGCAAGGUAUAUGUGACCAAAGAGGAAAUGGAGCAUCAGAAGCUGAUGGACCUGUUGAAGAAAGGAGACUACGACGCGGUGAAAUCGAUUCGGAUAACCCUGGACUCUAACUGCAGAACACCCACCACCUCGACCGGCAUCGGAUCCUCGAUAACGGAUGAGAUAUGGACCUCAGCCAACGAGAGGAAGUUCUUUCGGACGUCGACUACGUCCACCGGGAUCGGAUCGUCCCUGAAUCUUCAGGAUAACAACAGAUCGCUAGAGUCGAGGGAUGGAGAUUUUUACUCGACGGAUAUCGAGGACUCAAAGGACACGUAUCGUAGAUUCUAUCCGAACACACCGACGACCUCGGGUCUUGGAUCUUCGUCGGACAGACAGUCGGUCGAGACGCAGCGCUCCAGAGACCUACCGGAUCACCUUUGGGCGGCGGCCAUGGAAGACGGUUUCUCGAGGUUCAACGCCAUGAAGUCACUUCAGACCAUCACCCGGCAACCGAGACCAAAUCACGAUUGGGUAAGGACCGAGAGGAUCUCGCGAUUCACCAAGCACAGGACGAUCAGCCAGUCGCCUCAGCGCGAGCAGGAAAUUUGGACGACCACGUUGAACGACGCGAGCGUCUCGGGAUACGCGACCCAGAGGAACCCGAUGGCUCAUAGGUGUCACCAUCAAGCCAGACGUAGCUUCUCCACGUCCAUCGUCGCCGACCUUGCCGUCACGCCUAAUGGCUCGCAGCAGAGCCUGGGAAGCGGAGAAUUUCUGGAGUUGGAGAGGAGCUACACUUUGUCGACACCCGGGGGCAGCAGUCCUGUUUGUUGUCCACCCUGCAGUCCACCCCCGGCACCGGCAGCCUAUAUAUCCAGCGCCAGGGCGUCUUCACGACGGCUUGGCGUCGGAAAUGCUCUCGGAGGAGCACCCUCCCCUGAACGGGAUCCCCUGGGGCGUCUUUUAAGAUUCCUGAAGACCUUCUACAGGGAACUCGGUACCAGGGAUCCACCACACUUGCCCCAAUGGGCAUUGCCUCUACCCCUUGGCACCCUGUGUCCGGCACACUUUCAGCCCCACCUGCAGCUGGUGCACAAGAGCGAGCAGGAACAUCUUCUCGAGAAUAUCAGACCAGAGCAAAUCUUCGCUCCCGUCAGAUUGAGCGACGGCACCAUCGCCGAGGCGCCGCGACGCGUCGCCGUGGAAGGCGGUCCAGGUAGCGGAAGGACGACUCUUUGCCUGAGACUCUUACAUCAGUGGGCCACUCAGGGUGAUGGACCAGCUCUGGCGUUCAUCGUGCCACUUCGCGAGCUCAGGGGUAGCCCUCUGCUGAACUACCUGGCCAGGGAACUGUUCCCGAGGACAGCUGCUCUUGGGGAUGCUGUAGCUCAAGUAUGGAGAACUCUUCAUCUCAUAGAGGACCGGGUACUCUUCGUUCUCGAUGGCUACGACGAGUGCGUAGGCGGAAGAGCUUCUCUUGGGGAUGCCGUCGAUCUUCUCGAGGGUAGACUCUUCCCGGAUGCGAGGCUUCUAGUCACCUGCUCGCCAAAUAAUUCUCCGACCCUUUCGCCCCUGGUCCAGAGGAGGAUCCACCUGGCGGGUCUCGAGUGGCCCCACGUAGAGAGACUCUGCGUGGCCUACUUCAUUCACAACGAUGUCGCUGAACGUGCCUGCGAGUUCCUGGAGGCCCUUAACGUGCAGCCACAGGCUGUUAAGCAGCUGGGCCAACAUCCACUGGGAUGGAUCAUGCUUUGCUCCCUCUAUCAGGACUCGGGCAGCUUACCUACGGAGACCAGUGCUCUGGUGCAAGCUGCUGUUAAGUGCAUCGUCAAGAGGAGCCUCGACCCGCCCGUCCCGUAUAACGAGGAAAUUCCAGGCCACUGUAGGAAGAGACUCGAGGACUUCGGGAAGCUCUCCUUGGCUGCGUUGAGGGAAGGUCGCUGCUGCUACACGGAGGCCGAGUUAAGAGCCCGCGGGGGUGGAAUCGAGGUUACCAGGCUGGGCUUCCUCACGCGAGGACUCACUUUCGGCCAAAGACGAAAACCCGAUCUGUACACUCCCAUUCAUAUGGCUGUCGCUGAGUUCCUGGCCGCGUACUACCUCACCUCCGUAGCUCAGUAUGCCAACAUAUUGCGACGGGAACUGGAGGGUCUUCCAGGAGGCAUCAUCAGCCAUCUGGCAGGUCUGCUAGGACCCAAGACCCACCUUAUUCUGAACCAGUUGUGUCCCCUCGAAGUCCCACCGCGGGCAGUGUUUUCUCUCCUGAAAGCAGCCGGUGCAUCGGACGGCAAUAUUUCUGCAGUCUGUAGGCUCGUCGGGGCUGGUCCUGGAUUUGGUCCUGCGCCCAACGAGAGGCCACCGUCUCCCCUGGUACACACGGUUCCCUUGGAGCUCGAAGGAUGGGCAAGAAUUUUAAAAUCAGCAGCCUGCACCCUGGAAGCACUCGAGCUUGUUUUCCAAAUCGAGAGAGGAUCCGAUCCAAGAUACUUGGACGAGUUCUUCGAGGCUCUUGCUGGAAACGAGAGCGUCAAGUUAGUCAGGAUCACGUCGCUCCUGGGACAGGAGUCUUCCACCGAAGAGGCACAGAGAUUGGCUGGACAUCUUAAAAGUGUCCUUGGAAAGAAGAAACUGAACGACUUCGAGCUGGUCAUCACGUGUCUGGAGGAAUCCGCCCACGAUGGAUUGGAGUGCGUGGUGAACGCCCUGUGCCGUGGUCUGAGCCAUGCUUCAGUUCACCUGGCCCGGCUGGUCCUCGACAUGAAUCUGUCCGGGAAACAAGUGUCCCGGGUGUGCGAGGCUCUUCGCGAUUGCGUCCAAGUGCAGGCAUUGCACUUACCGCACUUAAGCUGCGGCUGCGAAGGGCUGGCCUCGGUCGCCGAGUUACUCAAGGAGAGACCACUGUUAGCACUGAACAUCGCUGGAUGCUGGGGAGCCAAGAACGAGGAUCCAUCGAGCUCUGGAAUCAGCUCAGGAUCAGGUUCUGGUAGCAGUGGCUGCGCAUCCAGCACCCUUGGCACUUUGCCCUUGAAUCGUUGCUGCUCGUCACUUCCACGUGGCGCUCUCGCGGCCUACGGAAGUCUCACGAGACCUGCGACACUUCCGAGACUUCCGUUCGGCUUAGGACUUGGUCCAGGACCGGUUAACGGAACGGGCCCUCUACCGGUGAACGAUAGAGACAGAGAUAGCAACGGCAGCAGCAAGAGAAACAGCGACAGCGUUCUUUGCCACAGAGUACCUCUGCUACAUCCUCUUCCAACCUGCGACGCCUCCAGCCAUCAGGGCACUGGCUUUCACGAGAUCUUCAAUGCCAUCAGGGAACCCAACUGUAAACUUCGAUCCCUGAACGUGUCGAAGUGUCUCGUCGGUGGCCUGGACGCAGAAUGUCUCGGUGAGACCAUCCGAAAAGCUAGGAACCUUGACGCCCUGAGGGCUGCCGGUGCUUCCAGACCAGCAGACGUAAUGCCGCUCGUUAAGGCUCUCAUGGAAGCUCCCUGUCUUCAACUUUUGGACCUGGCCAGUUCUCGCCUGGCCCUCGACGACAACCCUUCCAGACUUCUGUGCCAUGCCCUCGUAAGGAACGGAACUCUCAGGCUACUCAGUCUCGAGGGAUGGACUUUUCGAAUAGAGGAGUCUGACAGUCUGGCCCUGUUCUCGGAACUUCUUCGAUACACCAGCGUGAGGGAGCUCAACCUGUGCAACGCAAGGCUGCACCUAGCCGUCCACGAGGGGCCCCUGGCGCGACUGGGACGUCGCGACGACGCGGGUGCUGAACUUCUGAGGGCUGCACCACCAGCUGCCUGCCCUGUCAUCGUCUUCCUGAGGCUGGCUGGCUUUCAAGUGACGGUGAACGACCGACUGGCUCUACGCGGACCCCUCCUGCUACCUUUCCUGGCUGGAUUCACCGCGUUGAGCGAACUGGAUCUCUCCUUGGAUAAAUCCGCUAUUGGCGGUAGCAGCGACACUUUGCUUUUUAUCGACGACAAGAUACUGCAGCAGUUCUUUGGAUGCUUGUCGUCGCACUUCCGGAAUCUGCAGUCGCUCAGCAUAAAUUUCUGGAGGAUCAGUCUGGAGGACAGCGACAAAACUAUGCGACAGAUAGCGAAGUAUCUCAAACUUUGUAAUCUGAGCUUCCUCAGGGCUAAUGGUUUAAACGUGACCGACAGCGCGAAGAAGGUCCAGAUGGAGCACAUCUUCGUACAAACUCUUCUUACCAAUCUUCAGUAUUUAACGUGGCUGUGUCUCGACGGCGUCGACCUCACCGAGACGCAGGCGUCCAGCGUUGGUAAAUGCGUCCGCGAUAGAUAUCCUGGAACGAAUCUCGAGAUCAGCGCGAAGGAUGUGAACGUCAAAUCUGUAAAGGCACUGGUAGCGGCCAUCGAAGAGGGUGGAAGAGCCGAGGUCCUGUAUACGGGAGGAUCAAAUUGUCGACUGAAGAUCACAAAGCUACAGAAAAAUGGACGUAAUAAGAAGAAGUGAAGGAUUUACGGAGAUCAAUCAUACUGCGAUAUCUUGAAAAUAUUGUAACUUGGACCAUAAGGUGAAACGAUCUCGUUCACUCGCGCAUAUUCUCUGGAAACCCAGCGCAAAGUAGUCAACUGUGACGUAAGGGUCUGAUAAAGAGGAAGUAACGAAUAGGAUGGAGAUGGGCCCGACUGACUCGAACGCACGUUAUCGAUCGUGCUCUUCGAUUCUAUAUACCUAAUGGCGAUUAUGAUCUGCCAAGCCUGAUAAAAUUAAAACCGUAAGAUCGGCACGGGUUAUCCUGAUAAGGAUUGUUUUUUAUUCCCUUAUUGAUUGUACAUCAAGAGAAAUCAGUUUUUGGGUGUACCCAUGUCCGAUUACACGGUAUAAUUUUAGUCUUACUGUGAUUUCAUUUAUAUACAGGAUCGCUUUCCUACAGUGUAGCGGAUUUCUUUUGAAGAAACCUUUAAGGAUGCCCUCAUUAACUUGUUAGAGUUGGGUAACUUUUGAAGCCAUUUGAAAAUAAGGGUGGAACCGAAAGAGAGAGGAAAGAGAAUAAGAAAGAAGGGGGUUCUGUUUGUAGCGAGAACCUCUGCGAAGGAUUUUAGUUAGAAGGUUGGGGUGAGAUUCAAUAGGAUUUUUUAAUAAAUUUUUUCGAGAGACCAAGAUAAUCUGAAGGCUAUUGAAGAGGCUGUUACAACUAUAGGUACGUACAUUGUUGUUAGAUGGAUUGUAAAAUACAAACAAGACAGAGUAAUAUAUAUGAGAUUAACGGAUAAUCUAAAAAGAGAAAUAAACAAAAGUGAAAUGGAACUUGCCGGUGACGUUGUUGGAAACUUGGAAAUUUUAUUCGAGUAAAUUUUAAACCGUAGAUCAUCAAUUGAUUACGAUUAUACCUAUAAGAUAAUAUAUAUAUAUAUAAAUAUAUAUGAUUAUUCUCUGAUAAAAUAUUAUAUAGUGCGAAGGCUAUAUUGUAUAAAGUAAUUUUACGGAGUACUUUGUAAAAUUGACUGCCAAACGACAUCCUUAGAUUAAUGAAAGGUUAACGGAAAGAAUUAUGAAAAGAGAGAGAAGAAAUUUAUCGCGAGUAUUGUAAAUUCCCCAUUAUCGAAAAUUCACCUAAAUUUGGUUAAGAUAUCGAGUGAUACAAUAGCAUUUCUAGAGAACGCAAUCGCUUCCGAUAGCCCAAGGCUUUAAGGAAAUAAUAAAAAAGAACAGAUCGAAUUAAUACAUUUUUUUUCAAAUUUCAUCCAAACCGACUAUCGUGGAUAUAGCAGAUGUUUGCCUACAGGGUGCUCCAAGAGUACUAAGGUAUAUCCUUCGAAAAUUGAAAACAACAGUAACAAGCUUAGAAAUGAUAUCCGAAAUAUCGUGAUAUAAUAUACAUAUAUGUCAUCCAAUUUAUAAAAAUUAUAUUUUUUUUUCGACCCCCCAAUAUUCAAUGCCUCGAGGUUCGGUAAAAAAUUUCAAUUAUUUCCGAUCGCUUUAUGCCGUUGUUAUUGUAAAAAUAUACUUGAAACCUUUCAGCGUGUUUACGAAGAGAAUCGAUUUGCGUUACGGAAAAUCGCGCACCCAUAGCUAUAGGUAUAUCUCGACUAAAGCGUUUACAAUGACUUUUUUCAUUUUUGAUAGUUUGCUAUGUAAAUAAGAUAUAUCGAUUGAAAAUUCCUCUAUGAAAAAAAAAGACACGAAUUAUUUGUGCAAUUUCUCGCCAAUUUAAAUCACGGCGAGUAAGCCCAAUAUUCAUUGAGACUAAAGCUGAUGCUACAUAGGUGUGAAUGGCCUGCCGGCCAUCUUGAUACUAUCAAAUCAAACUUUGUGACAUCAGCUUGAGCAAUUUUAUUAUACAAUAUUUAUGUAUUUAUAUGUGUACACAUAUCCUCCAAAUAAAUGUAAUAUGUGUUUGA